Molecule: messenger RNA, 2423 nt
Organism: Cercospora beticola
Lineage: Eukaryota; Fungi; Ascomycota; Dothideomycetes; Mycosphaerellales; Mycosphaerellaceae
Product: GH92 family glycosyl hydrolase
Biological process (GO): protein quality control for misfolded or incompletely synthesized proteins; protein deglycosylation; carbohydrate metabolic process
Cellular component (GO): nucleus; cytosol
Molecular function (GO): peptide-N4-(N-acetyl-beta-glucosaminyl)asparagine amidase activity; carbohydrate binding
Source: RefSeq, a predicted model, not a curated record
GGCUAAGCUUUCUUGUUCACUCAUCAACCUCACGCCAGAAAUGAAGUCAAUAAUCACAGGCAUAGCACGCCUAUUCCUGCUUACAACCAUCACCGCUGCAACCACUUCUGUGCAGCAUAACUACGACCUGGUCGACCCACUCAUAGGCUCAUACAAUGGCGGCAACGUCUUCGCCGGAGCCACUCUGCCCUUCGGCAUGGCCAAGUCCGUCGCAGAUGUUUCUGGCCAAAAUACUGCAGGCUUUAGCUACGACGGGUCCAACGUGACGGGUUUCUCAGCUCUGCAUGAUUCUGGCACUGGCGGACAACCUAGCAUGGGCAACUUUCCAUUGUCGGUGCAGUACUGCGACGAUGACCAAAUUGCCUGCAAAUAUGGAGCCAAGAUCGAUCGAGCAGUAGAUGUGGUCAAUGGAAGUGUUCGAGCGCAGCCUGGAUACUUUACGCUGAAGCUUGCCAACGGCAUGGUCAUGGAAACGACGACGACUGAACAUACUGCCCUUUACCGUUUUUCUGCUGCGAGCGACCAGCCUGGUCCUCUGGUUUUGUUAGAUCUGACAGAUCUGCAAGACAGCAGACAGAAUGCUUCUGUCAGCGUUGAUCCAGAUACUGGCCGUAUAACGGGAAAUGGAACUUUCCUCCCUAGCUUUGGCGUUGGUUCUUACCAGGCUUAUUUCUGCGUCGACUUCCAAGUUGCUGAUAUCCAGGACACGGGCAUUUGGGUCAACGAUCGCGCAGGCAGUGAGCAGAAAGAGCUGUUUGUAAAUCGUGGGUACAGUUUGUUUUACAUCCAGGCUGGUGCUUUCGUUCGCUUCAAUGCUCCGCAGAGUGGCAAUCUCACAGCUCGAAUGGGCUUAAGCUUCAUGAGCACAAGGCAGGCAUGUGAUAAUGCAGAAAACGAAGUUCCAGAUUUCGAUUUCAAUCGAGUACGGGAAGCUGCUACAGAUGCUUGGAAGUCCAAAUUUACUGGCGUUACCAUUGAACCUGGAGGUGCGUCUGCGUCGCUUCAGAAGACCUUCUUCACUGGGAUUUAUCGCACAAUGAUCUCCCCUCAGAACUAUACAGGAGAGAAUCCGCUAUGGCAGAGUAGUGAACCAUACUUCGACAGCUUUUACUGCAUAUGGGAUUCGUUUCGAACUGCAUUCCCUUUCCUCGCUAUCUAUCAACCAGAUGUAUUAUCACAGCUCACCCGAAGCCUGCUAGACACUUACGUUCAUCUUGGCUGGCUUCCAGACUGCCGCAUGCAGCUCUGCAAAGGCUACUCCCAAGGUGGGAGCAACGCGGACGUAGUAAUUGGAGACGCCUAUAUCAAGAACAUCAGCGGUAUCGACUGGAAUUUGGCCUACAAAGCAAUCGUCAACGAUGCUGAGAACGAACCAUUUGACUGGGGCGUGAACGGUCGCGGUGGACUCGUCAGCUGGAAACAGUACGGUUACAUUCCCUUCCAAGACUACGACUACCUUGGCUUCGGUCCAUCUUUUCACAGCGUCAGCCGUACACUAGAAUACGCUUACGACGAUUUUGCGAUUGCCCAAGUCGCUGGUGGUCUUGGUCACGACACUGAUUACGAGAAAUACUUGCAGCGCAGCGCGAACUGGCAGAAUCUUUUCAAAGCAGAUCAAGCUUCUUUCUGGCCCAACGGGACAGAUACUGGCUUUGUUGGAUUCCUCCAACCACGUUUCGCAAACGGGACCUGGCGCUUCCAGGAUCCUAUGGAGUGCUCUCCUCUCGAUUCGAAAUUCUGCAGCUAUUCCAGUAAUCCUCGCGAAACGUUCGAAUCUGCUAUCUGGGAAUAUGUGUUCUACGUCCCACAAGAUCAAGCGGGACUGAUUCGUGCUGUCGGAGGCAAAGACGAUUUCGUUCGCAGGCUGGAUUACCUCCACGAAACCGGCCUCCUCGACAUCGGCAACGAGCCAAGCGAGCUCACUUGCUUCCAGUACCACUAUGCUGGCAGACCAGGACUUUCUGCGAAGAGAUUACACACCUACAUCCCGAGCUCGUUCAAUUCUUCCAUCAACGGACUGCCUGGAAACGAUGACAGUGGGGCGCAAGGUUCUUUUCUCGCGUUCGCGAUGUCUGGAUUGUUUCCCGUUGCGGGUCAGAACGUCUAUUUGAUCACCCCGCCGUUUUUUGAAAGUGUUAGUUGGACUUCACCUGUGACGGGGAAGAUUGCGACGAUUAGGAAUGUUAAUUUUGACGUGGAGUACGAGAAUAUUUAUAUUCAGAGUGCGAAACUUGAUGGGGAGGAGUAUACAAGAAGUUGGAUCGGGCACGAGUUCUUCUUGGAAGGUGGUGUGCUGGAGUUGACGCUGGGUAGUGAGGAAAGUGAUUGGGGAACAAGAGAGGAGGAUUUACCGCCAAGUGCUUCGAGUGGUGGGCGAUGAAGAAUGGCCAAAGGCAGGACGUGUCAUUCAGCGUUCUAUCGAA